GCUCAGCGCUUCCCCUGCAGCAUGUCUUGGAGAGCUUCCAGUGCAGCCAAGAAGAUGACCACCUGUCCUACGGGGAGACGGGAAAGCCGGUGCCUCCUUUCGGCUGCACCUUUUCUACAGCCCCAAAUUUGGAGCACGUCCUGGCAGUUGCAAAUGAAGAAGGGUUUGUCAGACUGUAUGAUACUGAAGCACAGACCACCAGCAAGCUCAUCAUUAAGGGUGAAUGUUGUAUAGAAGAAUGGCAGGCUCACUCAAAUGCUGUAUUUGACCUUGCCUGGGUGCCAGGGGAACACAGGAUUGUCACUGCUUCAGGAGAUCAGACAGCCAAGGUGUGGGAUGUGCGAUCUGGCGAGCUUCUUGGCAUAUGCAAAGGUCACCAGUGCAGCCUCAAGUCAGUUGCCUUUUCUAGAUUUGAGAAAGCUGUUUUCUGUACUGGAGGAAGAGAUGGAAACAUCAUGGUUUGGGAUACCAGGUGCAACAAGAAAGAUGGCUUUUACAGGCAGGUGAAUCAAAUCAAUGGAGCACACAACGUGGCUGACAGGCAGACUCCUUCCAAACUAAAGAAGAGGCAGAACCUGAGAGGACUUGCUCCCUUGGUGGAUUUCCAGCAGAGUGUAACUGUGGUGCUGCUUCAGGACGAGCAUACUCUUAUCUCUGCAGGAGCUGUUGAUGGUGUGAUCAAAGUGUGGGACUUGCGCAGGAACUACACUGCUUUCCGUCAGGACCCGCUGCCCGUCAGGUCCUUCUGCUACCCUGGAACCAGCACUCGCAAGCUUGGAUAUUCUAGCCUGGUUUUGGAUUCCACUGGUACCAAUCUGUUUGCUAACUGCACUGAUGACAAUAUCUACAUGUUCAAUAUGACAAGUUUAAGGACCACUCCAGUGGCAGUUUUCAGUGGACACCAGAAUUCGACCUUUUACGUCAAAUCCAGCACCAGCCCAGAUGACCAGUUCCUGGUCAGUGGCUCGAGUGACUGCAACACGUACAUCUGGAAGGUUUCUGAGCCCAGCCUUCCUCCAUGGAUGCUCCUUGGUCACUCUCAGGAAGUUACCUCCAUUGCUUGGUGUCCUUCAGACUUCACUAAGAUUGCCACAUGCUCUGAUGACAACACUGUGAGGAUUUGGCGUUUACAACGUUGUCCUAAGGAAGAGAAAUCAGUAUCAAGGAAAGCCAACUUGGUGGGCUGGGUGGUUCAGAAGAAACCAGAAGAGCAACAUGGAGCAGGGCCACCAGCCAGCCCACACAGCACUCCUGCCAAGGCCCUGGCAGCGGGCAGUGUGUGCAUUUCCCCACCACAGCCUGCUGCCUGUUCUCCCACUCACUCUGGAGACCGUCCACUGCCCACCAACACGCCGACUGCCGCUCUCAAAACGCCGACCAGCAGAGCCUCCACCCCAGCCAAGCCACCUGGAACCAGCCCCUCUGCAUCCCCCAAGCUGAUCCCUUCCUCCAAAAUGUCCAUCAAACACUGGGUUACAAAGACUCCGUGCUCUUCUCCUCCAGAAGUGGAGAAAAAGGCUCCUUCUCCUAGAAAAGCCCUGGCAGAAGUCACUCAAGUCACCCAGGGUCUCCUGGAAGCUGCUUGCCCUCCUCAAGUCCCACAAUCUGAAAAGUGUGCCAAGAGAAGGCUUGACUGCAGCAAGGAGGCUGAUGCAGGGCAGAAGUGUCUGCAGGACUGUAGCUGCGUGACUGAGCUGGACCAUGCAGCUAAGAAAUCCAAGCUGAAUUUAUGUCACUUGGUUGCAGACCAAAAAGUUUCUGAUGAAGACGCUCUCAGCCUGGCUGACUUGUGUAACGACCAUGAAGGCUCCAGCCACGGCCCAAAAGAGCCGUCCCUUUCUGGAACCCCUACUAAUCCAUCAGGCACUCAAACUUCCCCUGAUCUUUUCAGAUCUCCACGUGGGAAAGACCCUGAAGUAGUAGAUAAAGAGAACAGUUCUCCUGAAAGAAAAAAUUGGUUGUCCGCUCUGGGAGAGAAGUUACAGACUGGCACAGCUGGCAGCCAGAGCACAUCAGACAGACCCCUGUCAUCCUGCAGUCCUGGUACCAAAAGAAAGGACUCUGUGGCAGUGGCCACUUCACCGAAAACUCACUUCCGCCAGAUACAACCUGGGCAAACCACUGGUCCUGAAAUUAUUCAUAGCAGCUGGACCCUUCACGUUGUAGUUGUACCAAGAAAGCUUGGUUAUAGGAAACCUACAACUACUUGUGACUACUUGUGCUUUAUGCUGCUGCAGCUACUUCAGUUUCCAUGAGGAAGAUCUGCACAUACUUCACCAGAAAGCCACAGAAUGACUGAAACAGCGUGUGGUGCUUACACCUGAGGAACGUUGACACCAGGGUAUCAAGACCAGACUUAACAAUGCCAACAACAAUGCACCAGGAUUACACAAUUUGUUGUCAGACCUUCAUAGAGUCGAGGUUUUAGUCUUCCCAUUGUUAAAGCUGUUUCAGUUGAAGUGAGUUGAGUGUGUAAAAUCUACACAAUACUUCCUCAUGGUCUCGUUCUGAGAGGAUUGUGGUUCUCGUUAGGGUUGUGGUUUUUCAUAAACAAAGUAUUUUCUACAUGGCAACUGUUCUGGUCCAAGGACAGACUCAGCUCUGCUAUGUAUUGUUGACAGGCACGUAUAGGUUGUCAGUUUAUGUUACUAAAUCUGUUCAAACUGUUACUAAAGCUGUUCAAACUACACUACUCCUGCUGGUUCUCAUUUUUCCCUCUGAGUUAUGUAUGGCUCAGACUACAAGAAAUAAAUGUGUUGUCCUUCAAAGAGCAGCUUUACCCAUAAUGAACUGGUCUUCAUCUGCACUCCAUAAAAUGCCAAAUACAAUGCAAAGCAUGGGUUGAGGGGAAAGCAAACAUGAAAGAGUUGAUAUGUAAUUUCUUCUAAAAUUACUCAAACAUUUCAUGACAGUUGUUUUAUAGAAUAAUGCAUUGUUGAUAUCAGGACAGCAUGAACCCUGAAGAAAAAAAGCAAAAUUG
Passer montanus (Eurasian tree sparrow) is the source of this 2980-nucleotide messenger RNA. It is a transcript of the gene DTL, whose product is annotated as denticleless E3 ubiquitin protein ligase homolog. The coding region runs from base 456 to 2255 and encodes 599 amino acids. NCBI's taxonomy places the organism in Eukaryota, Metazoa, Chordata, Aves, Passeriformes, Passeridae. The transcript has 15 exons. Gene Ontology annotation, cellular component: nucleus. Gene Ontology annotation, biological process: mitotic G2 DNA damage checkpoint signaling; proteasome-mediated ubiquitin-dependent protein catabolic process. The record is from RefSeq and is a predicted model, not a curated record. Gene Ontology annotation, molecular function: protein binding; protein-macromolecule adaptor activity.